CGGGAUCGUCCCUGAAAGCGCGCGAAACGCUGUCGAAGUCGAGUCAGCCAGUAUCAGCCAGUAUAGUACCAGCCCAGGGUCGCGAGGCAGGUCGAGGAAAGGAUCAGGAUAUAGUUAGCUGGUCAUAGAUAAGUGCAAAUUUCAUCAACCCACUGAAGUUACAAUGAAUGGUGCCUCUAAGUCUGACGACAAUGCAGCAGAGAGGGGUGGGACUGCAGAUAAAACAUUGCCAGUUGAAACACCGCCAGAAAAAACGUUUCAAGGCAAAGAUCUGUGGGAAAUGCUGCAGAAACCACCGUACUCUAUUCAGCUUAAUCCCUGCAUGCAGGAAGUAUUUGAAACUAUGGGGUAUGACAAUGUUCAUGCACUUGCACGCUUUGGAGAAGAGGACUUCAAAAAAAUAGAAGAGUUCAUGAAGAACUGUAUGCACCGAAUUAUUAAAGCCAGAGCUGCUGAAGAGGGGAAAGAUGUGAAAGAGGAAAUGAAGGCACAUUAUGGUGUUUAUUCUCCUAUUCCAGAGGAGUAUACCAUUCUUGGUGGUUUCAAGCACACUAUAGAAGCAUGCAUUCAAGCCGCUGCUAAGUUGAACAAACCAGAGCCUGUGCCCCGAAGAAAGUCAGGAUCGAUGACAGACCAUCAGUCUUCAACUCACUCAUCGCUCACUGAGGAUGAGAUAAAUAAAAUUAUUUCAAAAGAAACUAAGCAGCUAAAAGAAAAUACUCUAAAAUGGGUGCAGGCAAAGGCACCACAUAUUUUAAAUGAAACAGAAGAGGGAGAAGAGACCGAAAUAGAAAUUAAAGUUUACUACAAUGAGUAUAAAAAAUUAAUGGCUAAAGUGAAGUGCCCAGCCACUGACUGUACGACUCUAGUUGCGCUCAAUAAACAUCCCACAACAAAGUGUUGGAAUACUGGCAACUUUUAUCGCCAUGUUACUGCAAUUCACUUUGUGAGGGCUGCUCUAGAGAAAGGCAAAAGUGUUUCUGACUUCUUUUCACCGAAGAAACGCAAGUCAGAUGAAACCAUUGUGAUUGAUGAUUUGGAGACUGGAAAUAAGUCAUCUGGAGGUGAAGGCGAUUCGGAGACUGGAAAUAAGUCAUCUGGAGGUGAAGGCAGCCCACCUAAGAAGUCAAAGAAUGCAUCUGGAAGCACUGGGGUAAAUUCAUUUGACUCUUCCUGUUCUGAUAGUUGCAAUAACAUAACUCAAGAAAAUUCAAAUUUUCAGGAAAUGGGGGAGAACCAGCAGUGACCAGCCUCCUCCAAAGACCACCUGUGAAGAAGAAGAAAGACUGGUCGCAGUAUAGUAGAAGGAAUAGAAAUGCAAGAAAAUUAGAACAAGCUGCAGAGGGUUGUUCAAGAAUUGAUGAGUAUUUUCCUAUUC
Messenger RNA from Thrips palmi, 1378 nucleotides. RefSeq lists its product as uncharacterized. The record is from RefSeq and is a predicted model, not a curated record. Lineage: Eukaryota; Metazoa; Arthropoda; Insecta; Thysanoptera; Thripidae. The coding region runs from base 164 to 1246 and encodes 360 amino acids. The transcript is spliced from 3 exons.